CACGGACAGGGCACUAGUCACAUCGUUUACAGUUUUCUAGCAGCCUUUUAAUCCACAGUCACCUCUUCUUCUGGGAAGCCAAAGAAUCUCCUUGAUUUGUCACGGAUGCUUUAUUUUUACUCAUACGUACCACUCUCAACACCCGAAAGCUGACACACUCCACGACGUAUACCUUUUUUUCCUUUCUCGAGGUCUGGCUCUCUCCCCACGUAAACGAUGGACAUUAUUCCGCGACCUACUUUUUCGCCUCAGUCGGAGGGGAAUGAAGAGAUGCUUGGGCCACCCGCCGCUAGUGCUCCACUGCCAGGUGAAGGGACUCACCUGCAUCAAAGUCUUGCUGCAGGGGUUCCUGUCUCAUCGUGGAAUUUCUUUCACCUUCUGAUAGCUGGCGACAGCCAUUCCACUCGUCGAAGCGUCCAGACAAUCGCUUUGGAAAAUCUCGAGCUGUUCAUUCCUCGAUUCGAUGUGCCCCUUUCGACACAACGGGAGCUGGCUCUCAGACGGCUGAGAACGCUGUGUCAAGCUGGACUCUUUUCUGUGUUUGACUUCGAUAGAGCGCCUCGCCGUUUGUUGACCAUGCACGAAUGCUGUGGGAUGUUGGAUGCAUCCUUGGCAACAAAAUUCACUGUUCAGUUCAACCUCUUCGGCGGCACCCUUCUGAGACUCGGAUCCAAAGAAAACCACGUUCAGCGUGAAAUCCUGAACAAAAUCGACACUCUGGAAGAGAUCGGAUGUUUCGCUCUGACAGAAUUAGGUUAUGGCAACAACGCUGUGUGCCUCGAGACAACGGCUACAUACGAACCGGCACGCGAUGAAUUUGUCAUCAGCUCCCCUACAACUCUAUCGCAGAAAUACUGGAUCACAAAUGGCGCCUUGCAUGCUUCUUGGGCAAUCGUCUUUGCUCAAAUGAUUAUUCGAGGAGCCAGUCAAGGUGUCCACGCCUUUCUUGUUCGAAUCCGACAGCCGUCGAGCAAUUUAGGGAGCUCAAGCGAACUUCGAGUCUGUCCCGGAGUGACAAUCGAAGAUAUGGGUCACAGAAUAGGAUGCAACGGAGUAGACAACGCGAAAAUCACCUUUCAUAACGUCAGAAUCCCACGCUCUCAUUUGCUUGACGGCAUUACGAAGGUGGAGGCGGACGGGCGUGUCUUUUCCAUCGUUGACGGGCCCGAGUCUCUGUCCGUGGACUUGGAAACACUUCUCAAAAAAAGGGAGGAGAAAACAUCGGAUCGUUCUGGGAACGGUGGAGGCAAGUCUGCUGUUUCGAACGUGGCUGAGGAGAAAGGAGUGAACAGCCAAAGGCCGUCUCAGAAACGUCGAACGACGUUAGCUAACUCUGCACAAUGGACGAGAGCGGAGGUGAACAGAGGUGGGCAGUCGUGGACAGGGGAUGCACUGUCGAGUUCCCAAAACGAAGGACAGCCGAACGCAGUUCAGGUCGUUUCGCCUGUGGAGAAACCCGAGGCAGAACCGCCUUCUGCGUCGAUAGCGCGCAAUCGCUUUCUCCUACAGACUGAGCAACUGCUGUCAGGACGCCUGUGCAUCGCAUGCAUGAUGAUUGGAGGGAUCAAGGUGGUCCUGAACAACACUCUCCGCUACUCUUCCACGCGACUGUCUACAGGGCCAUCGGGUCUCUCGGAUACUCCCAUUCUGUCUUUCGCGGUACAAAAGCAGACGUUGAUGCCCCUCCUCGCUCAGGCCUUGAUCCUCAUGGCAUGGACCAAUGAAGUCAAAGCUCUAUACGAACGCUUUACCCGCGUUCUCUCGCGAACCGCGUCUGUGCGCCAAGCGUUUCUGAGAGAGAGAAUUGCUCUUUGUGCGGCUGUGAGGAAGCAACGGCAAUUCGAAAAUGCAGAGAAGAGCACAGCAAACCGUGGCGAACGAAGUCGAGAGGAAACCACCUCGCCUUUGACAGAGGAAGCGCGAGGCGGCAAGGACGGGAAUCCCACAUUGUUCAAUGUACACACACAGCGAAAUAAAAAGACGGGGAAGUUGGAGGAUCCGGUCCUUAUCGGAUCUUUGCCUGUACGAAGCCUACUAGAAGCGCACGCAGCUGCACAUUGCGAAGUUCUCCUCCAUUGCUGUGCUCUGAAGCCUACCGUGGCCUGGUGCGCAGAAAGACUUGCGACAGAGGGAAGAGAAAGAUGCGGGGGCGGCGGAUUCUUGAGUGCCAACCUUUUCGGUGAAUUUAUCGGGUCCGCGCACGCGGGGCUGACUGCAGAAGGCGACAACCGCGUGCUGUACGCGAAAGUCAGCAAGGAGGUUUUUGCGCUAUCCUGUCAACACAACUCCCCUGUUUGGUUGAAAGCGCUGGCAGAGUUUCCAGAGACUUCCAUCCGGGACGAGUUCGCUGCAUUCAGCAGGACACUUUCUACAUCGGGAAAUGACGCCCCUUCCCGUUCACAGUCUCCUUCCUUCCCUCCUUUGUUUUCUGUCAAUCUCGACCCCCAUUUACCCGUCCCUCCUCCGCCGCAAGAACCGUCAUUUCCUCCUCCGCUUGAGUGUGGACCUGGAGCGGCGAGUUCCUCUGAAAUCAGCAGUUACCCACCUCCUAUGUACGGGCCGGAAGGAGAACUUUUGAAGCUGAUACACAUUCUUCUCCGUCUCCGAAUGAGUCGGAAGAUCCAAAGGCUACGGCAGUUGCUUCAGAAAAAGCAAGCAGAACAGCGCGUGUCGAACCGAGAUCCGCGGGGCCCUUUACACAGCCAAAAACGAGAAAGCGAAAAGUCUUUGCACGAUCACCACCAGAGGCUGGGCGGGAUGACGCAGGUGGUCCACGAACAGGGAAAGAACAUGGAGAACACCAUCCGCAUGCAGAAGAAACAAAUGGUCUACGAUUUGUGGAUGGCUGACGUGGACACACACGAUUUCAUUUACUCCUCAGCGCCCGCCUCCAUUGCCAAAUGUUUUGCAGAUCUGGCAGGAUUCGAGGCCUACUUAAGACUGUUAGGGUACAUGAUGCAACACAAGCACGAAUUGUGUGCCCAAGCCUUGGAAGCGCCCCUUCGUCUUUUUGGUCUAUCUUGCCUUGAGGCAGACCUCGGUUUUAUGAUGGCUGAGAAGCUGAUCAAGCCCGAAGAAGUUCACGCUCUUCACCAAGCAAAAAACGAUUCUGUUGACCGUGUGGCGGCAAUAUCCAUGCAACUGAUCAGUUGCUUUGGCAUUCCCGAAAAGCUCUUGUUCGCUCCUAUUGCAAGAGACUGGCAAGCGUUCAACGAUCCAAGCCGACCUACGAAUGGGGAACUGACGCGAUACCAUGACAGCGGUUGAAAGAAUCGCGGUUUUACAGUGUCUAGUGCGCCUUGUAUAUGAAAACGGCACUGGUUCCUUGACGAGCUUCGUGAUUUUGGCAGCAGCAAAAUUGUCAUUUAGUAAAUCCAGAGCCUACAUAGCGCCGAUUCUUUACUGAUAUAUAUGCAUUUGAACUCAUGUAUUCCGUGAGACGCAGCUCCGUGUCUACCCAUGCUGUGAACAUAUGCUUAGUAGACUUUUUGAGUAGGAAUAUUUCAUUCUUUCACUAUGGAAAUACAUAUGCAUGCCCGCGUUCCAAACGCUGCCCUUCCUCUUCAGAUAUUGGUAGCAUCCAUAGGGAUCAUAGUGCUAGUUUGCUCUCCUGGUUGGGGUGGGUUGUGCCACCCUCGAUGUUAACGCCGACCU
Toxoplasma gondii ME49 is the source of this 3654-nucleotide messenger RNA. RefSeq names its product acyl-CoA dehydrogenase, middle domain-containing protein. Gene Ontology annotation, cellular component: peroxisome. Gene Ontology annotation, biological process: lipid homeostasis; fatty acid beta-oxidation using acyl-CoA oxidase. The coding region runs from base 217 to 3267 and encodes 1016 amino acids. Lineage: Eukaryota; Apicomplexa; Conoidasida; Eucoccidiorida; Sarcocystidae. The record is from RefSeq and is a predicted model, not a curated record. The transcript is spliced from 10 exons. Gene Ontology annotation, molecular function: FAD binding; fatty acid binding; acyl-CoA oxidase activity.